CCAAACUGCGACUAUUUAACUAACUACUGACUUUCUUCCUUUAGUCCUGCUAAAUACCAUAGGAAGCUUGGAUCAUUAUACCUGAUGUGUUCAUUGACAGCACUGAGAUAUCAUGGUAUCAUAAUGCGUAAUGCCUUAUGGCAAGCUGCAAUUCAGUGGAAACUUCUCUAUGCACCCAGACACAGUCGUCUUCACGACGUCACUACCCGUCAGGCGGCACCAUCGCCAUGCGGCCCAUGCCACAAAACUCAGCAUUCCUCGCGUCGCGACAUCCUUCUUGACUAUAGUACUUCUCGCUUCUCAAUAAAUCAUUAACUACAGCUUUGAACACUAACCGCGCAAACCAAAGCGACUCCUGCAUGUGCUACCAUACACCCUCCUAGACAACUGCGACAGAUAUGGUUUCCACUAGACAUCAUCCCCGCGAUUUCCCCUCGCCAUCGCGUGCCAGGUCCAGGUCAAAAUCCCCAGGACCGUCAGCCAACGGAAUUGUCACUAAACGAUGGGUGCACACCCCAUCGACGGCUGUGACCUUGUGGCUUCUAGUCUCGAUUCCCUUGGUCCUAUGGGAUUCAGGUUACGUGUUGUUGCGACCGCAUUCCAUGCCAGGUCAUAAGCUACAUUCGCCUGUCUGGACCCCGUACGCACUCUAUGGGACAAUUGACUAUAUCUAUGGCUGGCCGGCGUUCAACGCUCGGAAUGGCUUUACCGUCGCGCAGACCGUAUUGAACCUUGUGGAAUCAGCGGCUUAUCUGUACUACCUCUUCAUCAUCUAUAAAUAUGGAGCGACGAUGAAUACAGGCGGACGCGGAAAACAGCGCAAGACUCGCAAGGGUUUGUUGUGGAUGUUGAAGGGCGAUAAAGUCGUGUCUGGGCGCACUGGAGCGACGGCGCUCCUGGUAGCCUACAGCGCCUCCAUCAUGACUUUGAGUAAAACGGUCCUUUACUGGCUCAACGAGGCUUUCUCUGGAUUUGCCAACAUUGGACACAAUGAUGCUUUCACAUUGAUUACUAUGUGGGUCAUUCCUAAUGGACUCUGGAUUGCUUUUCCUAGCUACAAUGUAUAUACCUUGGGGAAGGAGAUCUUGGCCGCUCUUGAGACUUCCGCACCCGCCUCGCGGACGAAGUCGUGAGACCCCACGUUCUAUGGGCUUGACGUUCGAUGCAUGACCCGUAGCAGCCGCCGGCUUCAGUUGAGACUUCGGAGGACGGUACAUACAAUAGGGGUCGAAAGGUGGUGCUGUUGCUUCAGAGACCAUGCCGGCUCUAUUCAGGCUAUAUUGUAGAACUUUGGGACUCCGCCUAUUUCUGGAGGUGUCAUAUCGGGUGUCACAUGUGAUAUAGUAUAAGAAUGUCCAUUAAUAUUAGGCUCCAC
Messenger RNA from Aspergillus novofumigatus IBT 16806, 1375 nucleotides. RefSeq lists its product as uncharacterized. Lineage: Eukaryota; Fungi; Ascomycota; Eurotiomycetes; Eurotiales; Aspergillaceae. The transcript is spliced from 3 exons. The record is from RefSeq and is a predicted model, not a curated record. The coding region runs from base 399 to 1133 and encodes 244 amino acids.